This is a messenger RNA of Odobenus rosmarus divergens (Pacific walrus), 1794 nucleotides long. RefSeq names its product serine/threonine/tyrosine kinase 1 (gene STYK1). The transcript is spliced from 13 exons. The record is from RefSeq and is a predicted model, not a curated record. Gene Ontology annotation, molecular function: transmembrane receptor protein tyrosine kinase activity; ATP binding. Gene Ontology annotation, biological process: cell surface receptor protein tyrosine kinase signaling pathway; protein phosphorylation; multicellular organism development. Gene Ontology annotation, cellular component: signaling receptor complex. Lineage: Eukaryota; Metazoa; Chordata; Mammalia; Carnivora; Odobenidae. The coding region runs from base 1 to 1767 and encodes 588 amino acids.
AUGGAUGUGAUGGUUAGGAGGCAGAGUUCUGAUGGUGGAGAAGUAGGGGGACCUGGGGCUUUCCUCGACCCUCAACACAGCUGUACUGAGACUGUGGGACUUACACCAGUGGUCCUCAGUUCUCAGGGCUUCAGCCUCACCCUGAAUUGUACCACCAGCUUUCCUGACUUUCCAGGUUGCCGACAGCAGACUGUGGAACAUCUUGGCCUCCAUAACCUCAUGAGCCAAUUCCUACAGCUCAAGGAUAAGGAUGAAGGGGGAGGGGAAGAGAAGCUCAUAGCUAUUAGUAACUCCCUUACCCAGUGUGGCAACCAUGUGGGCGAGUGGGUCACUUGUCUUCAUAAAAAGAACAUGGCUGGCGGACCCACUUGUGUUGAUACACAGGUGGUGAGGUUGAGGAAUAAUUUCACCCUUGGGAAUUAUUCUCAGUGGUGCUCUGUGCAUUCUCUGAGGGCCAAGCAAAGGAGUGGACAGCUGUGUGGCCUGGGAGAUGAGAGGGGCAUGGCACGAAAGCUACUGGAAUGCAGUCUCAGUGACAAGCUGUGUGUUGUCCGGGAGCAGCAGUAUGAGAUCAUCAUCAUCCCAACCAUUCUGGUUGGCACCUUCCUUAUCCUUCUUGCAGUCAUCCUGUGGCUUUUUAUCAGAGGACAAAGAGCUCAACAACAGUCUCCUGGACUCCAAGGCAUUGCCCCUGUGCCUCCAUCUAGGGGCCUAAGCUGGGAGGUGGCAGGACAUGGAGGAAGUGUGUUUGUGCCACUUAAGGAGACAUCGGUGGAAAGCCUCCUACGAACUACCACUCAUGCUCUGGCUAAGCUGCAGGUGCCCCGGGAGCAACUCUCUGAAGUUCUGGAGCAGAUCCACAGUGGUAGUUGUGGGGCCAUCUAUCGAACCAAGAUGUACACUGGGGACCCUGCUAAGCCAAAGAGUGUUGUCCUCAAGGCUUUGAAAGAACCGGCUGGUCUCCAUGAGGUGCAGGAUUUCUUAGGGCGAAUCCAAUUCUAUCAGCACCUGGGGAAGCAUGAGAACCUGGUGCAGCUGCAAGGCUGCUGCACAGAGGAUCUGCCGCUCUAUAUGCUGCUGGAGGAUGUGGCCCAAGGGGACCUGCUCAGCUUUCUCUGGACCUGUCGGCGGGAUGUGAUGACCAUGGAUGGCCUUCUCUAUGAUCUCACAGAAAAACAAGUAUAUCACAUCGGGAGGCAGGUCCUCCGGGCUUUGGAAUUUCUCCAGGAUAAGCAUCUGUUCCAUGGAGAUGUGGCAGCUAGGAAUAUCCUGAUCCAAAGUGAUCUUACUGCUAAGCUCUGUGGACUGGGCCUGGCUUACGAAGUCCAUGCCCGAGGGGCCAUCCCGGCUACUCACACCGUACCUCUCAAGUGGCUCGCCCCAGAACGGCUUCUGCUGAGACCAGCUGGCAUCAAAGGAGACGUCUGGUCCUUUGGGAUCCUGCUUUAUGAGAUGGUGACUCUAGGGGCACCACCAUAUCCUGAAGUCCCUCCUACUGGCAUCCUACAACAUCUCCAAAGAAGGAAAAUAAUGAAGAGACCCACUAGCUGCACACAUACCAUGUAUGGUCUUAUGAAGUCCUGCUGGCGCUGGAGUGAGGAGAGCCGCCCCUCACUUAAAGAGCUACACUCACGCCUAGAAAUCGCCGCUCGAACUGCAAAUGACAAAGCUGUGUUGCAAGUACCCGAGUUGGUGGUGCCUGAACUGUAUGCAGCCGUGGCAGGUAUCAGCAUGGACAGCCUCUCCUACAACUACAGUGUCCUCUGAAGAUCCUGGGGGAAAGAAACAUUUAUG